UCGAAUCAGCCAAAAGAAGAAACAUAAAAUAAAAGGAUACCUCAGAAAAUAAACAAAGAAGGCGAACUUCCCCUUCUUCCUCCUCUUCCCUUUUUUCUCCAGUCACCAUCACUCUCACUCAUGACCACCGUCUCUCUACGCUAAAAUCAUUAAAUCUGGACAAUUCUCCUCCUACUUCUAAAGCAUUUCAACUCCCUCACAAAGCUCUUUUAACUUGUCACUAGAUCUGAUUUGGGCCACUAAGCACGCAUAGGUCCAAGAAGGGAAUGAAUUUUGAUACACUCGUCUCUAUUCUUUUCGAAAUUGUAAGUUGUGGCUUGAGCCGACGAAAGGUACUGAGGAGCAGAGUUAAGGUUGUGUUUUGAACGUGUGGCCUAAAUGGAGGCUAGAAUGAAGAAGUACAGACAAGUCAGUCCUGAAAGAGCUAAAGUGUGGACGGAGAAAUCCCCUAAAUAUCAACAACAGCAGAUUAAGAAAGUCCCUGUUGUUUAUUAUCUCUGUAGGAACCGCCAGCUCGAGCAUCCUCAUUUCAUCGAGGUGCCUCUUUCUUCACCAGAUGGUUUGUUCUUGAGAGAUGUAAUUGAGAGGCUUAAUGUUCUUAGAGGCAGAGGAAUGGCUGCCAUGUAUUCAUGGUCCUGCAAGAGAAGUUACAAGAAUGGAUUUGUUUGGCACGAUCUUUGUGAAGAUGACUUGAUUCUACCUGCUCAUGGAAAUGAAUAUGUUCUUAAAGGUUCUGAGCUAUUUGAAGAGUCCAAUUCGGAUCGUUUUAGCCCUGUUGUAAAUAUAAAAAUGCAAAAUCUUAAGUCAUUACCAGAACCACCAUCUUCUAGGUGCCAGGACGAUAGUUCAUCAUCUUCUAGCAUGAACGGAAAGGGAACUAAACAUUCUCAGGAAGAUGAGCUUUCUCCUUCAGUUCAGCAGCCUGGUUCCUCUGCUGUCUCACCUGAGUCUGGAUACGAAAGGAAUUCUUCUUGGGGUGGGUCUCUCUGUUUGACGGAGUACAAGGUCUAUAAGAGUGAAGGACUUGCUGAUGCUUCUACGCAGACUGAAGAAAAUGGCAGCAGGCCUAAAACUCGUGAAACCUGUACUAGGGGUGUUUCUACUGAUGAUGGCUCGCUAGAACCUCUAUGUAACCAGAAUUAUCAAAACCAGACUCCAUGUGCAAAAGAGAAUUCUGAGGCACACACAGAAUCUGUUUCUCCUCCACCAUCUUCCUGCAGUGCCUCUUAUUCGGGUGGAAAAACUGAGACACUGGAGUCCCUGAUUAGAGCUGAUGCUAGUAAGAUCAAUAGUUUCAGAAUUCUUGAAGAGGAGGGACUGAGAAUGCCAACCAAUGCAAGAGUCAAAGCUACAAAUAUGUUGAUGCAAUUGAUAUCUUGUGGGUCAAUAUCAGUGAAAGAUCAUAGUUUUGGCCUUGUUCCGACCUAUAAGCCAAGGUUUACUCAUUCAAAGUUUACUUCGCCAUUUUUCUCUACUUCAAUUAUGUUGGGAGAGCUUGAUUGCUUGUCAGAGAACCCAAGACUGAUGGCUCUAAGAUUGGAAGACAAAGAAUAUUUCAGUGGUAGCUUGAUUGAGACAAAGUUGCUCAAGGAAGAAGGAGAUGGAAAUACCUCUCUGAAACGUUCUUCUUCCUAUAAUGCUGACAGGACUUGCAAGCAAUCAGAUACGGUCGAGGAUACCGAGGACUCAAACUCUGGGGGUUCCAAAUGCAUACCCCGUGCAAUCAAGGCAUCUUUAAGCAAGCAACCCCGAAAUGAUUCCAUGAGAUCCCCUGCUUUCGACAAACCAAAAAGCUCCUCGGAUGGGGCUGACAGCUCACAAGAUACCUCUGCUAGCACAUCUAAUAGCGUCAGUAGGAGAGUUACAGAACCUGCGACAGGUAAGAAACAUUCCAAGAGGGUGGAGUCCUUCGAAGAAGAGAAGGUGAUUAAAAUCGAGGAAAGGCUUGCUUCAGGAGCUCGGGUUAUAAUCCAAUCAAAAGCACCCUGCAAUGCCAAGGUUGGAUGCUCUUAGGGAACAAUAUUUUGGAGGUCUAGCAAGGGUCAAGGAAAGGUUGGUUACUUUUUUAAAUGGUAGCCGGUAUCAUGUUUUGGUUUUGAAUUUCAAAUGAUUCCAAUUUAUUUGCCGGGUCCACGUGAUGAUCUGUAACUCUCCAAAAGCAAACAAAAAAGUGAAGGUGAAAAAAAUUCGUAAAUUGCAAUUGGGGGGAUGGAUGUGGAGAUGUGAAGAGUGGUCCUUUUGCCUGCUGGAUCGAAAUCCCUGAUAGUCGGGAGUAAAUUUUGGGUCAGCCUUCUUAUAUAUUAAGAUGGUACCUUUUUUUAAAGAAUAAUUUGUAACUAGAGUUACCAUAUAUUUUGCAGUUCUCCGUUUCUCACGUGGGAGUUAUUUGGCUGCAACUGAAGGACAAAAAUAGAAAAAGAAAAAGAAAAGAGAAGAAAAAAAGAAAGCAUUUGACAGUUCCUUUUUCUUUUUGCUAAAAAUAUUUGACAGUUUCUGAGUUCUCAACCUCCCAAGGUAUGAAAGAAAAGAAAAAUUUUGUCAUUUUAAUCGGAUGUUAGUGCUGGUGCAGUAGUCUAACAUCCGAUUUGGAUUGUGACUGGCUGUAACAAGACAACUUGUUUUGACCGUAUGAUUAAAAAGGUUUGUUUUUUAAAUAAAGUCAAAAAGAUGGGUUAAAGAAA
Messenger RNA from Carica papaya (papaya), 2681 nucleotides. The record is from RefSeq and is a predicted model, not a curated record. NCBI's taxonomy places the organism in Eukaryota, Viridiplantae, Streptophyta, Magnoliopsida, Brassicales, Caricaceae.